UGCGCAGACGCCUCGGCGGGAGCGCGCACGGUCCGGACGGGAGCGCGCUCUGGUCACGUGAGAGCGACGGCGGCGGCGCCGGCUUUUCCCUUCGGGCUCCGAUAAAGAUGUCAGGCUGCCAAGUUCCUCGUAAUUUUUGUUUGCUGGAAGAGCUUGAAGACGGCCAAAAAGGAGUAGGUGAUGGGACAGUGAGCUGGGGCCUCGAGGAUGAUGAAGAUAUGACACUCACACGAUGGACAGGAAUGAUUAUUGGGCCACCCCGGACUUGCUUUGAAAACAGAAUAUAUAGCCUGAAAAUAGAAUGUGGAAGUAAAUAUCCAGAGUUAGCUCCAACUGUUCGAUUUGUAACAAAAAUAAAUAUGAAUGGAAUCAACAAUUCCAAUGGAAUGGUGGAUUCACGUAGCAUACCAGUUCUAUCAAAAUGGCAAAAUUCCUAUAGUAUUAAGGCUGUACUUCAAGACCUACGGCGUAUGAUGACAUGCAAAGAGAAUGUGAAGACUUCACAGCCUCCUGAAGGACAAACAUACAGCAAUUGAUUUUAAUUGAUUCAAAAUCACUCUCCAAAACCUCACUUCUUGUUGCUUUCAAAUUUCAACAAUAAUAAACAUCCACUAAAAUAGACCUAGAUAUCUGUAAAUCUUGAAAUGUAUGCCCACACAGUGAUGUUCCCAGGCAAGAAUAAAUUUUGAAGUGGGGAUGAGUAGCUUUAUUGCUCUUACCAAGUCAAUGAUAAUGAUGAUACAAAAGCAAUUUACAAUCUAUGCUUUUACAUAGAUGGGGCAGAGAUAAAAAUGAGUGAAACCAAGUCAUUUAUUGCUUGAUCAUAGCAGAUGUUAUGCAAGAUAAUUGGUUAAUAAAGGCAGUGGUUGGUGUAUAUAAUAGCAUGUUCUUGAACUUCUCAAUGAAAGAGAGCUGUAUCACAAUUUAGGUUGUCGUGUAUGUUAUGCAAACUAAGCUCAAGAAUUGUUGAAAGUUUUCGCUCAUUAUUUUGCUGCUGUUUAAUUGUAAUGUUGGUGUGUUGAGGAUUGUUUUAAUAUUUGUAUUUAUGGAAAUUACUUUCUGAUAGGCAGCUGUGUAUCAAGUAAUAUUGCAUUUGUUUACAGUAUGAUUCUGCCACAACAUACAUUUGAAAUUGAAAGAAGAGUAUUGGUGUAUAGUUAGAACUCACUAAGAUUAAAGUUAGUCUUGAAGAUGUGAAUAAGAUGCAGUGAGAUACUUUUUGUUUCCUUCUGUGAAUUAGGUAAUUGAUUGACCAAAUGUGUUAACGUUAGUGGCAACAUAAUUCAGAUUGUUACAGUUUCAGAACAUUUUAAAGGUGUCCGUUUGAGAGACAACAAGAAUCAUCUUCAACUUUAAAAGAAAUUUUUUCCCAGAAGGCCAUAUGGUCUGACUAGCGAAAAUUCUAGAUUGAACUUUCCUUGAAUCCUGUAGAAAAAAAAUCAUAUGUUUCUCAGACUAAAAGCUGCUAAUGAUCCGGUCAAAAGAAAAUCGGGUAUUGUCUGAAGUUUACUUUCUUGUGAGGCUUUCCAUUGAAGUUUAUAACAAAACAUAAAGUGGCUGCAUUCAUUUAAUAAAUUUAAAUUUAAAGGUGUGCUAACCGCUUUACAGUC
This is a messenger RNA of Amblyraja radiata (thorny skate), 1610 nucleotides long. RefSeq names its product ubiquitin-conjugating enzyme E2 variant 2 (gene ube2v2). Bases 108 to 536 code for a protein of 142 amino acids. Lineage: Eukaryota; Metazoa; Chordata; Chondrichthyes; Rajiformes; Rajidae. The transcript has 4 exons. The record is from RefSeq and is a predicted model, not a curated record.